Corticium candelabrum is the source of this 1063-nucleotide messenger RNA. RefSeq names its product collagen triple helix repeat-containing protein 1-like. The coding region runs from base 47 to 865 and encodes 272 amino acids. Lineage: Eukaryota; Metazoa; Porifera; Homoscleromorpha; Homosclerophorida; Plakinidae. The record is from RefSeq and is a predicted model, not a curated record. The transcript has 3 exons.
AGCUCACCAGCUCACUUCAUCAGUAUCGAGGAUAUCGGUCAUCAUCAUGUUUUCAUUUUUUGUGACAGUUCUUGUGCUCAUUCAAGUCAUUGCUACUUCUGGUGGUCAAAGUGUGUCAGAUGAGAGAAAUCAGCAGACAUGUGUGUCUGCUGGUGUACCUGGAGUACCUGGAUCACCUGGAGUUAAUGGAUCACCCGGACGAGAUGGAAUGAAAGGAGAAAAGGGGAUGAACGGAGAGAAAGGAUUAGUUGGAGAUGUUGGUGCACAAGGAAUAAAAGGAGAAGGAAGGAAAGGAGAGAAAGGAAUAAAGGGAGAGAGAGGAUUAGCGGGAGAUGUCGGUGGUAAAGGUAAUGCUGGGAAAAUAGGUCCACAAGGUUCGCAAGGUCCACAAGGUCCACGAGGGAUAAAAGGAGAAACAGGAAGGAAAGGAGAGAAAGGAAAAGCUAUGACACUCAACUGGAAACAGCGUGUGUGGAAUAGAGAGGAUUCAAAGGACAGCGGUCUGAUUCAGAACUGUAAUUUUAGGAAACAUGACAGCAAUUCAGCUCUACGUGUUGCAUAUGCAGGAAAUCUCAGGGUUUACUGCACCAGUGGUGCUUGCUGUUCUCGAUGGUAUUUUACAUUCAACGGUAAUGAGUGCAGUGGACCUAUGACCAUUGAGGGAGUUGUGUAUGCCCAACCAGCUAAUAAUAAUCCUCUUCCUCACAGACAGAUUGAAGGAUACUGUGAGAACAUUCCAGCAGGUCAAGUCACAAUUGGAUUCAACAUUGGAAACUGUAAGGGAUACUUGACAUAUAAUGGCAAUACAGGAUGGAAUUCAGUAUCUCGCAUUAUGAUUGAAGAAGUUCCUCCAUCACAAAAGUGACUGAAUUAGAGAGAAAUUAGAACUUGUGUUCAGUACGUGUAUGUCUCUUUUCGCCGUAUGUGAGGGUAUGUAUGAUUAAUUCAACGUGUAGCUGCAACUAACAAUCGAUAUUGUCCGUCAAAGUUACAGAACAACACUAAAUGUCUAGUCAGUAUUUACAUUUUACAUGUACUAAACUUUUUUCCAUUAAUCAAUCAA